AUGGCCGAUGACGACCCGCAUCUGUCGCUGCCCACCCCCGACGCAGCUCAGAGCUCGUCCGCCUCCUACUUCUACCCCUUCGCGACAUCCCCAGACAUCAUCCGCUCGCACGAGAAAGAUGUCUUCCUCACCAGCGGGCUAGUCCAACAAGCCCAAACCAUCAUCCGCUCCCUCCGCGGCGCCCGCUACGCCCACACCCACUCCGACGCCAUCAAGCACUUCACCGAGCUGCUCUACUUCUCCCUAACCACCGCCAUCGGCAACCGCACCCUUGGCGAGGAAUACUGCGACCUCGUCCAGCUGGAAGACGACACCCUCCGCCUACCUGCCAUCGGCCGGCGCGUCGGCGGCGGCUUCCCCGCGCUGCGCCAGCGCGUGCGCAGCAAGCUUGAGCGCAGCAUCGCCAAGCAGCAGCUCCACGCCGUGCAGCAGGCUGGCCUGCUCACCAAGACCCCGUCCAGCGCAGCGAGUAAGCAGCGAAAACCGUUCUCCACCAAACUGCGCAUCCAGCAGUAUAUCCUCGAGCACCUCGACUCGAUCACCUCCCUCUCGCCCAUCUAUGUGCUCAGCAUCGCCACAUUCUAUUUCACGGGCUCAUAUUAUCACUUGUCCAAGCGUAUUUGGCGCCUACGAUAUGUGUUCACCAAGAAGAUCGAGGAGAACGAGCAGCGCAUCGGAUACGAGGUGCUCGGCGUGCUGAUGGUGCUACAGAUCGCCGUGCAAGGGUUCCUGCAUGUGCGGAACAUCGGAAAGAGCAUGAGCGAAGAUCAAGAUGAGCCUGCGGAAUCCGGUGAGAACCGCUCAGAAGGCGGAUCGCUUAUUUCCUCGAUUCAGCAUCCCGCUGCUGUGCCGUUGCUUCCUGCGUCUACGGCCCGGUUUGAUCUUGAGAGAGAUCCUGGGGCGGUGGCAUGGAUUCCCGACGGCCAGCAGCGCAAGUGUACUUUGUGCUUGGAGGCUUUCAAGGACCCCAGUGUGACGACUUGUGGACAUGUGUUCUGCUGGGUUUGUGUGAGGGAUUGGGUGAGGGAGAAGCCGGAAUGUCCGCUGUGUCGGCAGGAGGUGCUGCUGUCCAAGGUACUUCCUCUGAGAGGGUAA
Penicillium canariense is the source of this 1095-nucleotide messenger RNA. It is a transcript of the gene pex10, whose product is annotated as ubiquitin-protein ligase peroxin 10. NCBI's taxonomy places the organism in Eukaryota, Fungi, Ascomycota, Eurotiomycetes, Eurotiales, Aspergillaceae. Gene Ontology annotation, molecular function: zinc ion binding. The transcript has 2 exons. The record is from RefSeq and is a predicted model, not a curated record. Gene Ontology annotation, cellular component: peroxisomal membrane. Bases 1 to 1095 code for a protein of 364 amino acids. Gene Ontology annotation, biological process: protein import into peroxisome matrix.